CCUCUCCGGGAAACACACAGUCUUCAGAGACACACUCAUGAGUGUCUAGGAGACACUCCCAGGCUCUCUGUCUGUUUACAGCUACCAGACCUACACUUCCAGCUGCCAGAUGAAUCAGACCAUGCACACCUCACACAGCUCUCAUCCCAGAUGUGACCCUCUGCCUGAGGUCACAGUGGGUCAGGGUCACCUAGGAUCGUCCUCAGAACACACACAGGACCGAACAUCCCUCAAACAUGUGACCUACAGCAAGAACUCCUCUCAGAUCUGUCCAUCCGCGGGCCACAGAGACUGGCUCUGCCCUGUAUGUCUACAAACUGCCAGCUUCCCCGUAAAGACCAACUGUGGCCAUCUCUUCUGUGCUCCCUGUCUGAUCUCCUACUGGAGACAUGGGUCCUGGCUGGACGCCAUAAGCUGCCCUCUGUGUAGACAAAAGGUCAAGGUCCUGUGUCGUCUGUUCAGUAAGGGUUGGUCAGACAGCAAAGAGAGGGAGGUUCUGGGAGAAAUCACAGACUACAACAAACGCUACUCAGGAGCCCCUCGAAAGGUGACAGACUACCUGUGUGACACACCCCUGUUCCUGCAGCUGCUAAUCCGCCGCCUGGGCACCAUGGGGGGGCUAGUGUGCCUCUUCUUCCUCCGGGUGGCACUUUGCUGCCUAGGGACUGUGGUGUCCCUCGCCUCACCCCCCCUGGACACUCCACCCUCCCUGUCUGACCUCCUGGGGGUCCUGGAUGACCUGGUGGUGGUCUUCCUGCUGCUCAUCUGUGUUAUCAAUAUCAACCAGCAGAUGGCACCAGAUAGUGGGAACUCCUCAGCUCACACAGGGGGUAGGCCUGUUCAGUAACUCUCUGUAGAGCGAGCAGCAGAAAUGAUGGCCAGCAGUGAUUUAGCUUUCAUUUCAACAGGAGAACACCUAUAGUCUAGUUAGCCACCUCUUUUUUGAGAGACCUAGCAAGAAGUCAGCAGUGUAUGUCUGCUGGUUUGCAUCCUGGGGUUAUUAGCAGGUGUAUUCAGUAGGAACCAAACAGUGAGGGAUCGAACUGAAUUUGUCAAAGAAAGUAAUUUUGGUUGUAAAACAUUUUGGACUAAUGAUUACACCCCAGGUGUUGGACUUACUGUACCACAAGCAGAGGUUUGAGGUGUACAGUCUAAUAGUAAGUCUAACCAGGGUCUCAGUUUUUGCAUGGCUGAAUGCAUAGUGUCACACCUAGCCUUCUUUCCUCCAUGACCACUGAUCUGAUGAAAGCAACAUGGUGGAACCUACACAAAUAGUCUCUCCUCCUCCAGCGGGUAUGUUUAAUGGAAUGUGUUGAAUGUUUUUUAUGCAGCAUUUUGGAGGUUCAUUGUCUGAUAUUUUCAGAUUUUUGUGUGUCGUGUUUCUUUCUACAGUACCCGUUGCUAGUGUUUCAACAUAUAGGGAACUUUCAAUAAAUUCCCUGGUUUUCCCAGAAUCUCAGUUGGGGGGGGUUCCUGGAAUCAGGAGGGAAUAAGCAGGAAAUCCAGAAUCCUCCAAACAGAAUUUGCAGAAAAAAAACAGGGAAUUUAUUUAAAGUUCCUGGAAAUGUCCAACCCCCUAGCCUUUAUUUUGGUGUCCGUGUUAGUUAUGAAUGCCCUUCAGUGGUUCAAUAAAACCUGGGUCUGUUCAGGGGGGGUGCAGAUUAAUUGUAGACCUAUUAUAUUGUACCCUGCUGUUUCUCAGUGAAACUGUAAAUACUUGAUGUGAAUACUUGUAAAAUGCUAUAAAUGGUGUAUUUAUUGUU
Molecule: messenger RNA, 1763 nt
Organism: Oncorhynchus gorbuscha (pink salmon)
Lineage: Eukaryota; Metazoa; Chordata; Actinopteri; Salmoniformes; Salmonidae
Product: RING-HC_RNF170 domain-containing protein
Exons: 6
Coding region: 110-847 (245 amino acids)
Molecular function (GO): metal ion binding; ubiquitin protein ligase activity
Source: RefSeq, a predicted model, not a curated record